CUGCAAAAGGCUAGACCUUCCUGGGUCUUUUUGUUGUGGUGUAACUGUAGCUGGUUCUAUCUUUGCUGGACACUGUCCAGCCGGAGAGCCUCUUUGCCCUGCCCUUAGGCCUCUUCAGCUAGUGGAACUCCAUGCGGAGGAACGCCUCUUUGGUGACUGUGACAGGGAGAAUUAGGCAAGAGAUGCGGGUUCACUUGCCCUGCGUAGGGGCUUAUCUUGGGCUAAGCUGAGGGACUAAUAGCAAAGCCAGCCUCCGCUCCAGCCGGUCUGAGGGCACAGGGAGCCAUCUGUCCACUCUGUGGAUAACUGACAACAAAGGGUCAUACGUUGAGCACGGACUACAAACUAAAGCGCCAUUCUUUUUGAAUACCAGAAAUAAGAGCACGGAAGCAGUAUUUUGUAUAUAAGGUGUGGAAUGGCGGCACAGAGUACUGUAUUUAUUGGUUUGUAGUGUUUUACUUUACAUCUGGGAAAACGAGAAUGUCUGACAAGGAAGAAAUGGCUUCAGAUGGGAGUUUGAACGUUACACUGACGCUGAGGCUGCUGAUGCACGGAAAGGAAGUUGGCAGCAUAAUUGGGAAGAAAGGAGAAACAGUCAAGAAAAUGAGGGAGGAGAGUGGCGCUCGCAUCAACAUAUCAGAGGGCUCGUCCCCUGAGAGGAUAGUCACCAUCACAGGACCUACAGAGGGCAUCUUUAGAGCCUUUUCCAUGAUUGCGCAAAAGUUUGAAGAGGAUAUUACCGCAGCAAUGACAAACAGCAACGUGACAAGCAAGCCACCUGUGACACUUCGCCUGGUUUUCCCGGGGAGCCAGUGUGGCUCACUGAUUGGCAAAGGAGGCUCAAAGAUCAAAGAAAUCCGAGAGACCACAGGCGCUCAGGUUCAGGUGGCAGGAGACAUGCUGCCGGACUCCACAGAGAGGGCUGUCACAAUCUCCGGCACUCCACAGGCCAUCACUCAGUGUGUAAGACACAUCUGCUCUGUGAUGCUGGAGUCUCCACCGAAAGGCGCAACUAUUCCCUACCGUCCCAAGGUCGUACCUGCUGGAACCCAUGCAGUAUUAGCACCACAGCACUCUGCACAAGCCUUUGCAAUUCCAGGGCAGUAUGCUUUUGCACAUCAAGAUUUGACCAAGCUUCACCAGUUGGCUAUGCAGCAUAUCCCCCUCCCUUCCCUUGGGCAGAGCAACCCUACCUUCCCUGGAUUGGAUGCAUCUGCCCCCACAAGUUCACAAGAGCUGGCAAUACCUAAUGAUUUCAUUGGCUGCAUAAUUGGAAGACAGGGUAGCAAGAUCAAUGAGAUUCGCCAGGUCUCUGGAGCUCACAUCAAAAUUGCCAGCGCCACUGAUGGCUCAGCCAUGCGCCAAGUCACGAUCACAGGUUCACCAGCCAGCAUCAGUGUGGCCCAGUACCUCAUCAAUGCCAGCUUAGAGAUGGCUAAAUACACAAUGCAGGUCGCUUCCUCUGCGACCCCAGUUGACCUGAACAUGAGCUUCUCACAGUCUGCUUCCACUGCCUCCACUUCUGCAACCUCUAUGGCCGUCCUGGCGGCCACCACCCAAGCCCCCACCACAAUUAACGUCCACUCUCCCUCCACCUUACCAGCCAUCCAAAACCCACACUACGCCGUCCCCGUUUCCAGCCUGCUUGGCAUGAAAACGCUCCCCGUGCUGGCCGUCCACCCAGCAGCCGCUUCCAGCCUAACGCAGGGUUUAUGCCCUUACACCGCAAAAAUGCCAACCUCCGGCGUCAAAAAGUCAGAGCGGCAGAAGUUUGCUCCUUAUUGACACCUGCUUUUGAGCCCAGGCAUCGUAGCCGACCGAUAGGACCUAAUUAAAAAGGAUGGCAAGUAUAUAGGCCUAAAAUCGGCUUACACCAGUGUGUAAGUUUUCCCCGUGUAACAUUUGUUCCCCAUAAAUCAGGAUGACAUUAGACAGAGGCAGAAAGGCUGGCAGUAUCAAAACAUGUUCUCGUUAAUUAAAUGAGGCAGUAGAGGUGCAUAUUAAGUCAGUAUUAUCUCAUGGACAUGUAUAACAAUUAAUGUGGGUAACUCAGGCUUGUAUUCAUAAAAAAGCUAUUUUUCAAAUGGAUUUGUGUUCCAGAGCUUUAUACGAAGACUUAUCCCGAUGCAAUUAUUGACUUACCGUAGUUUUCUGUCUGUGUGACUAGUUUUUCCUAGAAAAUGUCAACUAGCAAUAAAAGACGUGGUGCUUUUGUUGGCAGCAGGCUGUUAAACCUUUGGUUUUUCACUGUAGAAGUUAAGUGUUUUUUUUUUUUGUUUUUUUUAAACAAGGAUUGUUCCACUCUUCUGUCAUAUUCCCCUCCCUCUCUUUCACUAUAGGCUCUCAUCAGUGCUAACAGGCUUGGGUGUUCUGUAGUAGCGUUGCACUGUUGCAGUUCUGAUGGGAUUAUCUUAAAGCCACAUUGGAUUCUAGUGGAUUUCACCCUACACAGUAAUCAUGUAAAGCAGGGACUGGCCUGACUAACUCUCGCUCGCUCGUACCGUACACCGGCUUGUUUCUUGUUUAUUCUCCAGCCUCGGCGAGUGGGGGAAGGCUUCGACUUGUUUCAUCCGAAACGGGGUGCUGAUCAGUUAUUUAAAUAAAUGUUUUAUUCAUGUGUUCCUGGUGUGGCACCCCCCCACCCCCACCCCACCGCCACCCACCAAAAAAUACCAGAAUGCAGAUUUAUUAUGUUUGUUGAUGAAAUGACUUUGAAAUAAAUGGGACUUUUUACAAAUGCA
Messenger RNA from Maylandia zebra (zebra mbuna), 2741 nucleotides. RefSeq names its product poly(rC)-binding protein 3. NCBI's taxonomy places the organism in Eukaryota, Metazoa, Chordata, Actinopteri, Cichliformes, Cichlidae. The record is from RefSeq and is a predicted model, not a curated record. Gene Ontology annotation, molecular function: RNA binding.